AUGUCAGACCAGGACUCUCCAGAGCAAUCACCGAACCCUCCAGAACAGGUGGACACUCUUAUCGAUAGAGACCAUGGCCGCCGGUACUGGGAGGGUGUUGAGGCGACUGUAAACGGCAUGCUGGGCGGCUUCCCACAUGUCUCUCGCGUCGAUCUGCAGGGAUCAAAGAACUUUCUAGCUAAGCUUGGUUUUGGAAAUAAGCCGGGGAAACGCGUUGCUCAAACUGCUCUGGAAGGAGGGGCUGGCAUCGGGCGCGUGACGGAAGGCUUGCUCCUCAGCGGCAUUGCGGAGCAGGUCGAUGUCAUCGAGCCCAUUGCUAAAUUCACCGAGGGGCUGAAGGGCAAGCCGGGCGUGAGAAACAUCUUUAACAUGGGCCUCGAAGACUGGGAACCGGAAGAAGGCGUACAGUACGACCUGAUCUGGAUCCAGUGGUGCGUAGGUCAUCUUACAGAUGCCCAGCUUGUGGGUUUCCUGGAGCGUUGCAAGAGUGUAUUGAACCCGGAGUGGGGCUUGAUUGUCGUCAAGGAGAACAACAGCACGUCAGGAGGAGACGACUUCGAUGAGACCGACAGUUCCGUCACUAGGGAGGAUGCCUCGUUCCGACGCAUCUUUGAGCAGGCAGGCCUACGCCUUAUUAAGGUUGAACUUCAAAAAGGCUUCCAUGUCGCACCGAUAGCCCUCCUGCCUGUCAGGAUGUACGCACUGAAGCCGGUGCAACAGUAG
Messenger RNA from Thermochaetoides thermophila DSM 1495, 723 nucleotides. RefSeq names its product S-adenosylmethionine-dependent methyltransferase-like protein. The record is from RefSeq and is a predicted model, not a curated record. NCBI's taxonomy places the organism in Eukaryota, Fungi, Ascomycota, Sordariomycetes, Sordariales, Chaetomiaceae. Gene Ontology annotation, molecular function: N-terminal protein N-methyltransferase activity. Gene Ontology annotation, cellular component: cytoplasm. The transcript is spliced from 3 exons. Gene Ontology annotation, biological process: N-terminal protein amino acid methylation. Bases 1 to 723 code for a protein of 240 amino acids.